AUGCUGCAGUCGCUGGCGGGCAGCUCGUGCGUGCGGCUGGUGGAGAGGCACCGCUCCGCCUGGUACUUCGGCUUGCUAGUGCUGGGCUACCUGCUCUACCUGCUCUUCGGCGCCGUGGUCUUCUCGUCGGUGGAGCUGCCCUACGAAGACCUCCUGCGCCAGGAGCUGCGCAAACUGAAGCAGCGCUUCGUGGAGGAGCACCAGUGCCUCUCGGAGGAGCAGCUGGAGAGCUUCUUGGCGCGCGUCCUGCAGGCCAGCAACUACGGCGUCUCGGUGCUGAGCAACGCUUCGGGCAGCUGGAACUGGGACUUCACCUCGGCGCUUUUCUUCGCCAGCACCGUGCUCUCCACCACAGGUUAUGGUCACACUGUGCCUUUGUCAGAUGGAGGAAAAGCCUUUUGCAUCAUCUAUUCGGUUAUUGGGAUCCCCUUCACCCUGCUCUUCCUGACAGCCGUGGUCCAGCGCAUCAUUGUCUAUGUCACCAGGCGGCCUGUAUUAUAUUUCCACAUCCACUGGGGCUUUUCGAAGCAAAUUGUGGCCAUCAUCCACGCAGUGAUUUUGGGCUUUAUGACCGUCUCAUGCUUUUUCUUUAUCCCAGCAAUAAUAUUUUCUGUCCUGGAAGAUGAUUGGAACUUUCUGGAGUCUUUUUAUUUUUGCUUCAUUUCUCUCAGCACCAUCGGCCUUGGCGACUAUGUUCCAGGAGAAGGUUAUGACCAAAAAUUCAGAGAGCUGUAUAAAAUAGGAAUUACAUGUUACCUGUUGCUGGGCCUCAUUGCAAUGCUGGUUGUUCUAGAGACUUUCUGUGAGCUUCAUGAACUAAAAAAAUUUAGGAAAAUAUUCUACGUGAAGAGAAACAAGGAAGAAGACCAAGUGCACAUUACAGAACAUGACCAACUGUCCUUCUCUUCAAUUUCAGACCAGGCAGCAUCCAUGAAGGAUGACCAGAAAAUAGAUGAGCCUUUUGUGACUCCUCAAGCUACACUUAACUGUGAUGGCUUUAUAAACAAUUAACCAAGGGCUUCCAUUCCAGUAUCAACAACAGUGCACUUAACAUUCUUGCAGUUAGAACUAAUACUGUUAAUGUAAUUAUAGAAGCAGGAAUGCUGUGCUCUACUAUUCAUAUAUUCAUAAUGCUUUGGGAUCUUUUCCAAUUUAUGGGCCAAAAGGAGGUAUUUUUGUUGCUGGUUCUACAUAUUGGGAAUGCUUAGCGUGCAGUUGAGAACCUCAGGCUUUAUGAUGUAUACACAGUAUACAAGAUAAGACUAUCCUGUUCAGGCUUUCCCGCCCAAGAAUCAACAAAGUAAUUUCCUUUUUAACAAAGAUUAGUCUUUCGUAUGCCAAUUUCAUGCAUGGCAACAAAUCUUUGGAAAGCACUGAGUUAGUAAAUCUUCAUGCUUUCCCCAUAAGGAAAUAUGGUAGCCACAGCAGCACUUGGAAAAUAGGAAUAAUCUUCCAGAUGGCAGUCACUGAGCUAUGUGGCAGUGCAUUUAUCACUACAGAACCCAAAAGUGAGAACCAAGUUUAUUCAAUCUGUUAUGCACUCAGUCAUUCUAAAUUCUGAAAACAUUUAGGGUUUGUCUCAGUAUGAAUAAGGCAAACAAACAGCCAUUCUGAAAUAUCUCUCCCCGGUCUAAUGUACUACUCUGAUCUAUCACCUCUAUCCUGUGUACAGUCUGGAGAGGGAGUUUGGACAAAGAGGUUUUAUGUGUGGCAGAAAGUUGCUUAGAGUUUUACACUUGCUACACACUAAGCCUACAUCAAGUAAUUUUACUCCAAAAUAUAUUCUGCAUGUAGACUUUACUAAGCCUGAAUGUGAUCUCUGGGUGUUUUCCUUCUAGCCUUAAAUACCACAAAAGGAUGUUAUGCGACAGAUUUGAGAGGGUUGUAGGAACAGGGACCUGCGAACACCAGCAUACAGAACUGAAGGCAUAUUACAGUGGAAAGCCAUCUUCCUUAGCAUUUUCACUUCACGCUGGGCUCCAGUUUUAGUAGACUGCCUGUGAGUUUUCAAACUAUUCAUAGCCAAGCAGUUGUAGAGCUAUGAUCUUAUUUAUUCAGUGAAAUAAUAAUCAAGCUGAAUAUUGAAGUAAUGAAGAAAAGAGAAAAAUACUUGAAAGCUCUUAUCACCUAAAAGCACUGUACAUGAAUUUAAUGUUUAUUAAUAGAUUUUGUACCUUUACUAGGGAAGGACUUUCUUGAUAAAUCUGCUUCAAAAUCUAUGUGAAUUGAAAUUUAUUUUUAAGAAACCACAACUCAGAGAUGCUUCUUUAAUUUGAUUUGAAGCUUGGUGUAGUGCAUGCUCAUGAAAGCCGAUAUUUUUAUACCACUUAAUGUUUGUUUCGAUUGUAUAGUUCAACUUUUAUUUAUGUACAUAAAUAUAUUUAUAUAUUGUGCAUAUCAUGCAGAUUGUUAGAAAUGAAAUGUCAGAUUUGAAAUUUUAAAGGUUCUUUUCCUCAUAGAUUUUUUUUUAAUUAAGAAAAAAUCAUUCAAACUAUGGCACUGAAAAGAAUGACUUAAAUUCUGACCAAAUGAAUGUGGAAGGAUAAGUCAUUAUGCCUGCAAUGUUAACAUUCCUGUUUUGUUUUGUUUUCUUUUAAUAUGACAGCCUACUCAUAUUGAUGACAGUAUUUCCAAGUAGCUUGAAUGCUGCAGCAUCCUUCAUACUGUAUUGUACUAUAGACUUCAGAUUUUAUUGACAAUUGUUGCCUGGAAACAGGUGAAGCUGCAUAAUUGCACAAAGUUGUUUUGUUUUAUUUUUUUAAGUAAGAACAUAAUAAAGCUUAGUUAGAAUAAGGGUACUGUAAAAAAAACCUGUAGAGAUAAGGAAUUAUUAUUCUAACAAUUAGUAUUUCAGACUUUUAAAAUAA
Protobothrops mucrosquamatus (brown spotted pit viper) is the source of this 2867-nucleotide messenger RNA. It is a transcript of the gene KCNK1, whose product is annotated as potassium two pore domain channel subfamily K member 1. Gene Ontology annotation, molecular function: potassium ion leak channel activity. Bases 1 to 1011 code for a protein of 336 amino acids. The record is from RefSeq and is a predicted model, not a curated record. Gene Ontology annotation, cellular component: membrane. The transcript has 3 exons. Lineage: Eukaryota; Metazoa; Chordata; Lepidosauria; Squamata; Viperidae. Gene Ontology annotation, biological process: stabilization of membrane potential; potassium ion transmembrane transport.